AUGUCCAAUAUAUUAAAAUAACCAACAAUAAAUAGUACCAUCUAAAACAACCAAAAAAGUAUAAUAUAAUAAUAAAAAACUAAAAUUUAAAACUAAAAAAAAAAAAGAAAAAAAAAAAUGAUAAGUUUACUUCUCUCAACAUUAACAGAAGACUAAAAUUAUUUUUCAGAUUUGAAAAUCUAUGAAAAAUUCCCUUAUUUAAAAGAAGAAAAAUCAAUAUUUAAUGAAUAAGUUUAACAGCUUUGCUAUUAAUAUUCUGAUAAAAUAUGUGAAGAGGAGUAAGUUUAACUUUAGACUGGUAAUUUUAACUUAGACUGCCUAGGAAGUCAUUUAACUUAAUCAAUUAAUUCAACUGAUUAAACUAGAUUGUAAAAAUAAUAUCUUGGAUUUCCUAGAUUUAAGCAAAUAGAAUAAAAAACUGACUCUACGAAUGAGGAUAAUACAUUUGAAAACUAAUAAGACAAAAGCCUUAAUCUUAACUCAUAAGAGCUGAUUGAUUCACCAGGUAGAUAUAAUGGCAGAAUAUAUGAAGGUGAAGAUGCUUAACAUUCUUUAAAUAAUUCUUAAGAGUAAAUCUACUUAGAUUCACUAAAUGAUAGAUGUAAAAGAUCAAAGAGAACACAAAUUAAUCCUGAAUAAAUGGAACAAAUUAAAAGGUCACAGAUAAGUGGAAAUGAGCAAGAAUUAACUGAAGAAACUAAAGGCGUAAUAAAACAAGGAUUUCUAAGUUCACUAUAAUAAAUUAUAUCAUCUAAAUUGUAAAGUUUUUUAGUAUCAAAUAAAAAUCCUAUGUUUUAUGGUUUGGAUGAUUGUUUAAUAGAUCUAAACUAGAUAUAAUAAGGAUAUGAUGGUAGAAUUACUUACAAAAAUAAACAACAAUUGUAAACAGUUACCUUUUUAAUAUCUGGCUAUUUAACUUAGGAUCUUAAAGCCUCAGAAAACUUUUAAAUAUUAACUAAUACUAAGAAUAAAGAAUCUUAAGAAAAUUUGUUUAUUUUCUACAAAUGGUCAGACAGUAGACUUUUCAAAAUUUUAGAUAAAUUUUUAAAUAAUAUUAUGCACAAUUAUGAACCUGAAAUUUAUCAAGACUAUUUAAAAGAAUUGUUAGAUAGUUGUUUAUAGGCUUGUUUUAACGAUGUUAUAAUAAAAGGCAUAUAUUGGCUGUUAGAGUUACUCAAUAUGUGCAUCAAAUAAGUUGGAACACCUUUCUUUUUAAAUUAAGUUAGAAUACUUAAAACCGCUCUUGAUACAACAAUUGAAGACUUUUAAGUUGCUUAUGAAUAGGCUAAAAAUGGUGGCAAAAUUUUAGCUGAAAAUAUAAACAAUCUAAAAUUAAUGAGAAAAUUAAAUAUAGAUUUUAUGGGUCACAGCUUAGGAGCAGUAGUCACUGCUUAUGCGGUGAAAAAUUUAUCAAUGUCUGCUAGAUAUUUAAUGCUUUUUGGAGGAGUUGCAACAGUCAAAGAAAUUCAAGACUAUUCCAAGAAGUUUUAAAUGUGCUAUAACUUCUAUUCUGAAAACGACACUGUGGUUAAAACAUGUCUAGUAAAAGCAAAAGUCGUUGGCGAUCAAAAAUUUGUAGGAACAAUACCAUUUAGUUUUAAUAAUCAAAUUUUCAAUUUAAAUACAAAAAUUGAUCAUCUUGAUUAUAUGAAUAAAUAUUAAGAGUAUUAUAAUCUUGCAAUGGAGUAAUUUAAAUCACCUUCUAAUAGAUUAGACUAAACUGAGAAAAUAAAUUUCAUGAAAUUUGGAUUAGGAGAAUUAUUACUUUAUUUAUUACAAGAUAAGCCUAAAGAUAAAUAAGUAUCUAUAUUUUAUCUGUUUGUUCUCUACAUUUAUUAAUUAUUUUUAUGA
Messenger RNA from Tetrahymena thermophila SB210, 1851 nucleotides. RefSeq lists its product as hypothetical. Lineage: Eukaryota; Ciliophora; Oligohymenophorea; Hymenostomatida; Tetrahymenidae. The transcript has 3 exons. The record is from RefSeq and is a predicted model, not a curated record.